CAAACAAACACGUGAGUCGCUCAGCUUUGCUGCCGACAGAGGUUAAAGUUACACACGACAUGAGAGGACGGAACAAAAGAAAUGUCCGUAGAGAAAAAAGCGAAGAAGCUGGGUUCUCUCCUUUGUCGGGGGAAACCGCGGCGGGCUUGGCCGAGCCAGACGCACCUGUCCCAGGUGCUACAGACUGUGAUGUGCGCGGCACUAAAAAAGGUGGCAGAUGUUCCAUUUAUGGCAACAAGAAGGUCUACCUCGGAGUCCGCGUCAGAAUGCCAGUGAAAGAUCUGCUGAGAAACUUCCGUCUGUCUCAAGGCUGGGGCCCUCAAGAUUUGAAGAAGCAAUACGGCAAAACAGCAAAAGGAGACUUAAAACGUGCUAAAUCUCGCUCAAGAUGUCAAACUGUCAAGGUACAACAGCCCUCAAAAAGCCUGGAGGAGCUGUCAAUCAUCGUUGAGGUGCUGGAGGAGGAUCUCAGGACUGGCAACAGCCACCCCUUCUCUCCCCCACCCCUGUCCCCCACUGACUCACCAGUGUCUCCUCAGCUGUCUCCAGAUGAAAUCAACAGCGACAAGUACAAUGAAAUUAUUCCCAGCCCCCCAUCCUACAUGACUCACUCACCAGGCGCAGCAGAUUAUCACCAGGCCCCUCCUGGCUUCAUGUUUCCCAGCUGUGCACCCUUGCGCUUCGGAAUUCUGAGAAAAGAUUGUGAACGACGGGAGGAGUGGUUUGAUCCUGAAAACCACAGCUAUAACGUGAAUAGCUCAACUUUUUUCUGGACACAGCUGCAGAAGGAGGAGGGCCAGCUGAGGGAUGUCUCCGAUGCAGAACUGCUGGCUGCUGAUGAACAUGGCAGGACAGUUCUUCAUAAAGUAGCUUGUGUUGGAAAGAGGGCACUGGGCUGUGCCAUUGCUAAAAGGAUGGCUGCAGUGAACAGCCUGGACCUGAAAGACUCAGAUGGAAUGACUCCUCUUCUCUACGCAUCAAAGUACAACCACCACCUGAUGGUGGCCGAUCUGAUCUAUUUGGGAGCCAAUGUCAAUGAGACGAACAACGCAGGAAAAUCGUGCCUCCAUCUCAGUGCUGAGAAUGGCUACACCAGAGUCCUAGAGGUUUUAAAACAUGCAAUGAUGGAUGGUGUAUAUGUUGAUGUCGAAGCUACCGAUAACUCUGGAAUGAGUGUCCUACAGUGUGCUUCGAUUGCUCUAAAGGCCACCAUGUGUGAGGUGGAAAGCAACAAAUCUCUCAGCCAUAGCAAACUCCACACGCUCCGCCAAGAGCAAAUGAUGGAGACUCUGGAGUGUGUGCUGCAGAUGGGUAGCUUCCUUCAUACCAUGGGGUGGCAGCAGAUGCAGCCCAGACUUGGCUAAGCACUUGCUACAUCUGCCCGGCAGGGCAUUUUGGAGAACCCGACAGUAAUGUUUUGAGUUGAUUCAGGCUUGCAUUUGUCUUAGAGAGGCUAAAAUUGAUGGUGUUUUUUGCUCUCUCUAUGCAUGGGUUCAGGCCUGUUAUGUAAACAUCUGAUAUUCUGUGUGUGGUAAAAAUGCCUGACUUGCAAUCAGGUGUUUAUUAUAACCAGCACAGAAAUGUUAGGUGCCCAUUAGCUGGUUUCUAUGAAACUUCCAUUGUUUGUUACAUUGGAGUAACAAAUUAUCCUCGAAUAAGGUGUUCCAGGUGAUUCCAAUCUAAAAUCUAUCUAAUGUUCUUUGACGUGUUAAUGUAACACAGCUCUUUCAGGACAGAUGUGACAGUUCUGUAUUGUUUGUUUGUUUUUAAUUGUAUUUGCAUUCUUUCUUAGGAACAAGCCAUAGAAAUUACAUGUUGGAUCUUCAGUCUCUUAAAUCCACCAGUCAAGGGUUAGGGGUAGGGUUUGGACUUGGUUAACAGCUGGUCCUUUUUCUAAAAUUUUCACCUAUUUGAAACACUCAGAACAGAAUAGGAAACACUGUCACUUCAAAAUGCAUGUAAAAGACUCCAUACAAAAUGUAACAUUGUCUUGUUUCUUACAAUUUGCCUGUGUAGCAUGGGGCUAAAAACAAAAUCCAACUCUAAAUCUAGGUGGGUUGUAAGUGACGUGGUGGAUUAUAAGAGGCUAAGAGACUGUAACACUAGAGGACAUUAAGUCGUGCGUGGUGAUGGGGAGUAAAUGAUUACAUUUGACUGUACUUACAUUUAAAAAAAAUACUGAUUAUGUUAAAUGAUUUAGCGUAUUAGGGUCAGAUAUGAUCCAAUGUAUUGCGUCAUUGGAGCGUUUUCAUUUAUUAUUAAUCAAGAUUUGGAUAAACAGCAUUUUUUGCCAUCUUUUGAGUAAUUAGAAGAAUAUUAGUUAAAUCUUGUUUUGCUGGAUGGAAAUCAGUGGAGUGCAAAGUGCUGUAAAAAACAAAAUGACACAAUAAAAUCCAGCUACGCAAGGAUGGGAAAAAGACCAAAAUGAGAUGAAAGCUCUCCAGCAUAAAUCAUUCUUUAAAGGGAGAUUCUGAUGGUAAUGUGUAAAUAUGGUUAUAGUACUAACUUUACUGAAAUAUUAGGAAUACAGUGAUUAUACAUGGGCUGAACAUUGGUAAUGUUUAUCUGUUUUGUCAGGUCUUUUUUUAUGGCUAAAGGCUCAAAAGUCCUAUUGACCUUCCUGUGUAUUAUCAUGAUGAUGUGGUUCAUGUAAUGAUUUUAAAGGACUUGGUAAUUGCACACUUGUACUGUAGGGGAGUCUUUAAAUUAAUCUGAAAUCCAUCUUUUUUGGGUAUUUGUGGAUGUUUUGUCAAACAUCUUUUUUAAUUUAUUGGGUUGAGGUUUAACAAUUUAGCUUAGAAUGUAUCCUAAGUUUUCUAAUAGUGGUGAUGGGCGACAGCAUAAAUAUAACAUAUUAAAGCAAAAAAAUCUUUUUGAACUAUUUCUCAUAGAUUGUUCUUUUUUUAAGUCUGUUUUAAUAUUUAGUGACUUGUUUUUUAAUGUUUUUAUGCCUGUGAAGCCCUUUGAACCUACACGUGAGAUUGGGCUGUAAACAAAGAGGUUUCAGGUAAUUUUACAUGUAUAUAAAUGUCACCCAUUUUGUGAUAGAACAUUUUCAUAAACCAUCAUACCACUUAAAUUAUUUAGAAAAAUAAUACGAAGGCUGCAAAAUAGUUUAUAACAGACACUCUAUAAUCAAGACAGUUUGUUAGGAUGCAUACAAUGGCAUGUCAGAUAAUAAAUAAUCUCAGUAUUAUUAUUGAGAUUAUAAUCUUAAAUAUUAAAUCUUUAAAUGCUAUCAAAUAUUAAAUCUUUUUAUAGAAUUUAGUGCAGAGGACAAUGAGCUGGACAGCAAAAGCUUUGAGUAAUAACCUACAAAUAAAAUAAUAUAUUUUUCUUUUCUUUCGAGCGUAAAAUGAAUCAUCCAGUUAUGAAACAGAUGAUGAAUAGCUUGAGUUUUCUUCAGAAAAAUGCAUUCAGUCAGGAUGUCUGCUGUUACUGCAAACAACAUGCUUGCAUUGUGAAUCACAAACACUUUGGCACGGUUCCUUUUGGAGUGGCGUGACAGGACUUGGUUCAGUCACUGGUUUUAUAGCUUUCUUAAUGACAGAGCUCUGGCUCUGAAAGAGAAGAAAAACGAGCGCACAAAACAAACAGUUCCCAACCACUCGUUGCAGCAGCAGUUCUUACAACUCGCAAAACAAUCCUGAUGCAGUGAAGGCCAAGAUGUUUGCGCUUAUGUGCAUUUUGCAGUGCAAUUCCAUGGGUGGGAAUGGUUCUUUUGUUGGGCCCGCUCUGAUCCACAGAGAGGUGUCUUUGACACCCCUGAUUGAAAUAAUACUUUUUUUUUUUAAAUGUGACUUUUUUAUUUUAGAUAAUAAAUGCCUUACCUUAUAUUUGCCAAAUUCUUUAAUGUAGAGUACUAAAUCUAGAUAUUAAUAAUCAAAAGGUUUAUGUAUUCAAAACAAAACACCUUCCUAUACUGUAAAAGUGACAUUUUUACUGGCAUUUUAAUAUGGGACAUUGUAUAACAAACAGGGAUGCUUAACUAGAUGCUCUUUUGUAAGUGCUUUCUUCUAAUCAGGGAUAUCAACUUUCAUUUUAUCGCAAAUUUUUGGACAUGUGCUUUUCUAAUGAAUACCUGUGGAGAAAAUGGUUAAGGGGUUGGUUUUCUAUCUGAGUGAGUGUCAUUUUUUUUUUGUGUGCUUAAGGUAAAAAUGUGGGUUUAUUGUUUAAAUCUCAUAGGAAGUCACCAAGGACUUAUUUGUUGGUGCCAGAAUUAUACAAUUGGUUUUUUUUGUGUUGCACUAAAAAUAAUGUAAUGUGUGGUGAAUCAUGAAGCAUGUCAUGUUUCGGGAGAGCUAUUAUUGUUGUGUUAUAGUGUGCUAGACACACACAGACUUAUAAUUUUGUAAUUCUGUAUGAUUUUGCAUUUUAAGGAGCUUAAUAAAAUUUGGGGUUCUGUAAAAAUA
This is a messenger RNA of Archocentrus centrarchus (flier cichlid), 4412 nucleotides long. Its product is annotated as NF-kappa-B inhibitor zeta. Lineage: Eukaryota; Metazoa; Chordata; Actinopteri; Cichliformes; Cichlidae. The transcript has 12 exons. Gene Ontology annotation, biological process: regulation of gene expression. Gene Ontology annotation, cellular component: nucleus. The record is from RefSeq and is a predicted model, not a curated record. Bases 60 to 1364 code for a protein of 434 amino acids. Gene Ontology annotation, molecular function: DNA binding; POU domain binding.